AUGGAUCACAGUUUAGAAGGCGUACGAAGCUAUACGGAUUACACCAUAAGGGUGCAACACGAUUGGCAUCUCUGUUUAAGAGAACCAGUGUCACAAUUUUACAUAUCCAUGAAGCCUAAUCCAACGAGUAGUCGACUGGAAUUUCACGUCCAAGUCACAAAAAUGAUUGAUGUUUACGCGUGUACUGUUCUUCCUCCUCAGCACGAUUUCGGGUCAAUUGAUAAAUUUCAAGUUUCGAUCGAUGAUUUCAGAAAUCUUCACGUCUCUUAUCAUAACCAACGGACCAUAUUUGUUCCUCCAUGUGCACAAAUCACAACACAUGGUUUGGCCUCAUCGAUUCUAUCGUUAGAUUUUUCCAAAUCCGGGCAAAGCUAUGUUGCUGCAGAUAAUAAUGGGAAUAUGGUGGUUGCAAAUGCGACAAAUGGACAGCCAAUGAGAUUCUUAAGAGGACAUACUCUUGAUGUCAACCGAUGUCGGUAUCUUCCAUCGGACCUUGUUAUUAUCAGUGGAGGACUCGAUAUGAGUGUCCGAAUCUGGGGAAUCGAUGAUGGUACAUGCGCGCGUGUGUUAAUGGGUCAUACGAGAGAGGUGACCGGCAUUGGCGUUCUCGGAAUUGGCAAAGAAGUGUUAUCGUGCUCAAAAGAUGGGUCUGCAAUCAAGUGGCAUGUUGGCGAAGGAAAAAUUCUUGAGCAAUGGAAAUUUGAUUCUGGCGAUUGCGUUGAUUUGGCCGUGAGCCUCGACAAUUCAAUGUUUGCUGUGAUUUGUGAACUCGGCAUUCUAUCGAUCAUUCGGCUCAACGGUGCACCACGCAUUGACAUUUACAUUCCUCAAAAUGCGACAUGUCUGUGCUUUGCUGAAAAUGUAGUUCCGCGCCAUCAGAAUUCAGUGGCAAGUCAGAUUUUUGUCGGAUUUGAUGAUGGUCACAUCGCUUUAUACGGAAUUUCUGAGAAAGUAUUUUCAACAUUUGUCGCAGAGGUUAACACGUUUGCUGGAAAAGUUACUCGUUUAAUACAGGCAUACGAAAGAUUAAUUGUUGGAUUUAGUGACGGUCGAAUCGCAGUUUAUCCAGUUUCAAUAUUUACACCAGGAAGUCCUGGAAUUGGCGGAAAAAACGAUAUUAUUGCCGAAUUUGAGCUCACCGGAACCGAUUUGAAUCCAAUUAACGAUAUCGUUGUCGUUGAACGAUAUGUUUACAUUUGUUCGCGAGACAUGCUCAUCAAGCGAUAUGCGAUUCCAUGGAAUUAA
Caenorhabditis bovis is the source of this 1245-nucleotide messenger RNA. The record is from the annotation of a GenBank genome assembly. Lineage: Eukaryota; Metazoa; Nematoda; Chromadorea; Rhabditida; Rhabditidae.